GCAGAAAGAAAGGCGCACGGAUUUCAGCGCACGGAUGCGCGCAACAGACCCCGCUGUUCACCGGGAAGACAAGACAAGGCAAAAACCCACUGCUUUCAUGGGAAUAAGUCACUCCGACGCGCUCGCAGUUGCCGUCUGAGCGCGUUAGAAGUGGACCCGAGCUUAAUUCUGCAGCUUUUUUGGUCUCCGUCUUGUUCUAAAAAAUGACAGGGCUCUUUCUGAACCGAAUGUGGACCGUUCUGGUGUGCGCGGCGCUGGCAUCGCAGCUCGCCACCAGCAAGACUCUCAAAUACCAGGUCUACGAGGAGCAGAAGGUCGGCACGGUCCUCGCGCGGCUGAAAGAAGACGUGGCUGAUGUUUUGGCCAAACUUCCCAGCUUCGUGUCGCUGCGCUUCCGAGCCAUGCAGCGGGGAGGGAGCUCCUCUCUCCUCGCCGUGCGCGAGCAGGACGGAGAGAUCAGCAUCCGGAGCCGGAUCGACCGCGAGAAACUCUGCGAGAAGAACCUGAACUGCUCCAUCCAGUUCGACGUGCUGACGCUGCCCACGGAGCACCUGCAGCUGUUCCACGUGGAGGUGGAGGUGCUGGACAUCAACGACAACGCGCCCCAGUUCUCGCGCGCCCUCGUCCCCAUCGAGAUCUCUGAGAGCGCGUCCGUAGGGGCGCGCAUCCCCCUGGACAGCGCCACGGACCCCGACGUGGGGGAGAACUCGCUGGACACGUACGCCCUGGAGCCCAACGACUUCUUCAGGCUGGACGUCCAGUCUAGGGGGGACGGGGUGAAGUACCCGGAGCUGGUGGUGAUGAGGGAGCUGGACCGGGAGGUGCGAGCAGGGUACGAGCUCAAGUACACGGCCUCUGACAGGGGCGUGCCCCCCAGGACAGGCACGACCCUGCUCAAGAUCAGCGUGGCGGACUCCAACGACAACAGCCCCGUGUUUGAGAAGUCCUCCUACGUCGUCAGCCUCCCCGAGAACUCACCUGUUGGCACAGUUCUCGUGGACCUGAACGCCACGGACGCGGACGAAGGCACCAACGCCAAGAUAAUGUACUCAUUCAGCAGUCACGUGUCCCCCAAGAUCAUUGAGACCUUCAAAAUCAACCCGGACAGCGGCCACCUCACUCUGGUCAGACGCGUGGACUACGAGACCCUGAACUCCUACGACAUCGACGUGCAGGCGCAGGACAUGGGCCCCAACUCCAUGCCCGCGCACUGUAAGAUACUCGUCAAGGUGGUGGACGUGAACGACAACAAGCCGGACAUCAGCAUCAGCCUCAUGUCCGCGCAGGGGAACGGGGACGCGGCGUACGUGUCUGAGGGUUCCCCGCUGGACACGUUUGUGGCGCUGGUGCGCGUGGAGGACCUGGACUCCGGCCAGAACGGAGAGGUGCAGUGUAAGCUCCACGGCCAGGGCUUCUUCAAGUUGCAGAAGUCCUACGAGAACAACUACAUGAUCCUGACCAACGUGUCCCUGGACAGAGAGAAGAGGUCAGAGUUCAGCCUGACGGUUGUGGCGGAGGACCGCGGGACACCCAGCCUCUCCACCGUCAAACACUUCACCGUGCACGUGACCGACGAGAACGACAACCCGCCUCAUUUCGAGAAGGGACACUAUGAGGUCUCUAAGUCGGAGAACAACGCCCCCGGCGCCUACCUGACGUCCAUCCUGGCCACUGACCCGGAUCUAGAUGCAAAUGGACAGGUGAGCUACUCCAUUUUGGAGAACUCAGUACACGGAAGCUCCAUCUCCACCUACGUCACCAUCGACCCGUCCAAUGGCGCCAUCUAUGCUCUGCGCACGUUUGAUCGGGAGGAUGUGAGUAAGAUCAGUUUUGUAGUUCAAGCCAGAGAUGCCGGGAAGCCGUCCCUGAACAGCAACACCACUGUCAUCCUGACCAUCCUGGAUGAGAACGACAACCCCCCAGUUAUCGUGGUGCCCCAGCUGUGGAAUUUCACAGCCGAUGUUGCGGCGUUGAAGUACACGGAGGCUGGGAACUUGGUUACUGUAGUGAGGGCAAACGACCGGGACGCGGGGGUCAAUGCCGAGCUCAUCUGCUCCAUUGUCAGCGGAAAUGAGGAAGGCUUCUUCUUCAUGGACCCAAGAGCAUGUGAAAUCCACGCCAACGCCAGCCUGGAGAACUUCCCUCAUGAACAAGCCGAGCUCACUGUCGUGGUCCGAGAUCAGGGGACUGAGAGUCUCAGCGCCAAGGCGGUUCUCAAGAUCACCCUCUACGAGAACAUGGAGAACCACGCCCAGCCCAUGGACCAAGGAGGGACUCCCCUGGAUGCAUCUCUCAUCAUCAUCAUCUCCCUGGGGGCCAUCUGUGCCGUGUUGCUGGUGAUCAUGGUGGUGUUCGCUUCCCGCUGCAACCGGGAGAAGAAGGACACGAGGCACUCAUACAACUGCCGUGUAGCUGAAUCCACCCACCAGCACCACCCCAAGAAACCCUCACGCCAGAUUCACAAAGGUGACAUCACCCUGGUCCCAACAGUGAACGGGACCCUCCCCAUCAGAGCCCACCACCGCUCGCCCUCAGCCACGCCACCGCUGGAGCGGGCCCAGCUGGGCAGCCGGCAGAACCAGCACAGCCGCCAGUCCCUCAACAGCUUGGUUACCAUUUCCUCCAAUCACAUCCCAGAAAGCUUCGCCCUGGAACUGGCACACGCGACUCCACCAGUGGAGCAAGUCUCACAGCUUCUGUCCAUGCUCCAUCAGGGCCAGUACCAGCCCAGACCCAGUUUCCGUGGCAACAAAUACUCCCGCAGCUACAGGUAUGCAUUACAGGACAUGGACAAGUUCAGCCUGAAGGACAGUGGCCGUGGCGACAGUGAGGCGGGGGACAGUGACUGCGAGAUGGGGCGGGAGUCCCCUGUGGACAGGCUGCUGCUGGGGGAGGGUUUCUCUGACCUGAUGCACCUCGAAAUGCACCAUCGACUACACCCAGCUAUGAGACUGUGCACGGAUGAAUGUCGCGUCUUGGGACACUCUGACCAGUGCUGGAUGCCCCCCAUCUCCUCACCCACGUCCUCCGCCGACUACCGCAACAACAUGUACAUCCCGGGGGAGGAGUCCUCCCAGCAGCCCCCGCUGGAGGACGACCAGUCCUCCGUCGACUCAGAGCACCGCAAGAGCUUCUCCACUUUUGGCAAGGAGUCUGGGAACGAAGAGCUGGAGGGAGGAGGAGGAGGAGGAGGGGGAGGAGGAGGAGGAGGAGGGGACGCGUGUGCAGCUGGAGGAGGGGGGGCCGGCUCCCUCCUGACAGAGAUGAACUCCGUCUUCCAGCGACUCCUGCCCCCUAAUAUGGACUCCUACACGGAGUGCGCUGAAACAAAUCCACCCUCGUCUUCAUCGGCAGCUGAAAGAGGAAGCGGGCGCGGUGGCAGCAUUGCCGGUAACCAUAGUAACAGCGCUGUUCCUCAGGACAGCCGUAGGGGGUUGCUGCCAGGUGGUAAAGGUGCGGCCUACCCCCCGGGCGUCGCCGCCUGGGCUGCCAGUACCCACUAUCUCAACCCGGGAAGUGGAUCUGUUUGCACCAACCAUGUCUCUGCCUCCUCUUCUUCCUCUACAUCCUCGCCCGCAUCCUCCGCCUCCACCAACGGACAGCCGCCCCACCUGAAAUGGCUGCCCGCCAUGGAGGAGAUCCCGGAGAACUACGAGGAGGAUGACUUUGAUGGCAUCUUUCAUCCGGGUCACCAAGGCGGGAGGCGCGGCGAGAGCCACCACGAGGCGGGCAUGGACGCCACCGAGCUGGCUCACGAGAUCAACAAACUCUUGCAGGAUGUGAGGCAGAACUAGACACGCAGAGAGAGAGAGAGAGAGAGAAGGCCACGGUUCACCACAUUCUGGAGCCAACGUAAACAUUGCCUUGUUUACUCUGCCAAGCUUCCUCUUGGCCUCUCGGCUCCCAAUCUCGCAGAGAAAGGGCAUCAAAGCUGACGCUCCAAGAACAGACUGUUCACUCGUUCAUAAAGUUGCUUGAAAGAGAAAUUCCAAACGGAAAUCCAUCGACAUAAAAAAAAAUCUUGUUUUUUCUCAUUUGUAAUGUUUACAGCAACGUGAACAGACUUGGAAAAAAACAACUGUUGUGUGAUCUUGUUUCUGAUUCUCCGGUAUCCUGCAGUUUUGUAGUGUCUGUGGAAAAAGAGGAACUCACUUGAAUAUUGUGCCAUGUCUCCUGUUUUGUUAUUAUGGAAUGUAACUGUACAAUUUGACCUUUGUAUUUUAAAAAUACGCUCUUUUUUACUUCUAUAUAUAUUUAUAUGUGUUCGUUUAUGUUUGUACAGAAAAAGAAAGCAGAUGUCUAUUUUUUAUAUUUGUCGCUGCAUGCCUUGGUAUCUUAACGUGCCCCCUUUCCUUUUCCCUUUUUUAAUUUGUAACAGUUUUAUUUAAUUUUGUUAUUGAAUGUGCGUGUGCGUGUGUGUGUGUGUGUGUGUGUGUGUGUGUGUGUGCGUGCGUGCGUGCG
Messenger RNA from Cololabis saira (Pacific saury), 4461 nucleotides. It is a transcript of the gene pcdh18a, whose product is annotated as protocadherin 18a. The record is from RefSeq and is a predicted model, not a curated record. NCBI's taxonomy places the organism in Eukaryota, Metazoa, Chordata, Actinopteri, Beloniformes, Belonidae. Gene Ontology annotation, molecular function: calcium ion binding. Gene Ontology annotation, cellular component: plasma membrane. Gene Ontology annotation, biological process: homophilic cell-cell adhesion. Bases 204 to 3794 code for a protein of 1196 amino acids. The transcript has 4 exons.